UGGAGGCAUGUGGUAUUUUGGUGCAUUUAUGGAACAGUGAUGAGGUCACGUGCAUUCCACCUAAGAACCAAUACAUUACACGAUCUCAUGCCUCAGCCCCAAUAAUGUCACGUCUACGACACUACAAGUCUACAACUAAGCUUUUUUCAUGUAUUUUAUUUAUUUUUUUAGCAUUUAAUUUAUCAUAUUGCUUCUUUGGCACUUGUUCAUUGUCUGCUCUCGGUUCCCCAAUUCAAAACCCUAACGUCCACUGAUCUUCGCUGUCUCCCACCAAUCGCCGCACAAUCCACUCACAUUUUUGAUCGAUUGCUCUGUAUUUAAUCGUUUAUUAUUGAGAUUUUUUUUUCUUUUUUUGAGGAUUUUGCGUUGAAGAUUCACUAUGAAGGAAGGGAAGUCGGUAAAAUCUAAUGGUCAGCAGCACCACCACGACCAGAACGGUCACUUGUCUCCGUUCAAAUUCGCGAAAUUGUUAGAUCCAGAGGCCUCUUGGGACAAGGAUCAAUUGGGCGACGUUUUGCACUGGAUUCGACAAGCAGUGGCUCUCGUGUGUGGGUUACUAUGGGGUUCCAUACCAUUGGUUGGGGGCAUAUGGAUCAUCUUAUUCUUGCUGAUAUCCUCUGGAAUAAUAUAUGGUUAUUAUGCAAUAAUACUAAAGAUUGAUGAAGAAGAUUUUGGUGGUCAUGGGGCCCUCCUCCAAGAGGGGCUUUUUGCUUCUAUAACGCUCUUCCUGGUACUUAUCGCCAUAUCUCGGUUAUUUGUCGUUGGGAAUCUUUCUUGUUAUGUAUGGAGUGAGUAAUGAAUUUUUUCUUUGGUAUCUUCUUAUUCAGCUUGCAUGGAUUCUGGUAUACAGCUUGGUGCACUUCUGAUUGGCUGGUGGCACCAACUUGGUUUCCAUUAGUGAUGGUUGAAUGACGUGGGGCUUAGUGUCAUGAGCCUUCAUUGCCUAUGCCCUGAAAACAACGAGAAAAUGUCAUAAUUGCCAUUGUUAUUGUUUUCAACUCCACUUUGUUGAUUGUUCAACACUCAAUUCUGCAGAGCAGGAACCUUUCAAUUCAUGGUAAAUACUAGAUAGAUGUUUCAAUCACCGUUAAAUUCAUUCCUGCAAUCCGCAGGUUACAAAGCAAAAAAUCCUGUGAGCUUAGACUGGUUUAUUCAUCUAUGUAGUAAUCUCAGAGGAAACUGUUUUUAAAAAAGCUACUAUUCGCUGCUUGGAGACUUUUUUGACAAUUCCUUUUUUGGGGGUGAAUCCUAUAGUUUAUCUGCUUCUGUUGUUUAUUCACCCUUUUUUGACUGCAGGUUUAAAUUUGGUUAAGGAUGUGCGAGAAUAAUGCACUGCCUGAGCUAUUUAUGACAUCUCUCUGUUAGUGGAAAUUUGGAAUUUUUUUUUUUUUUUUUUUGUCUCCAACCUUAUUUUCAUUUUCUUCACAUCAUCUUCAUCAAAUGGUGGAUUUUUGGAUUUUGUUUUUCAAUUUUAAAAAUGAAUUUGAAUGGGCUCAAUCAUUUAUUUUUA
Vitis vinifera (wine grape) is the source of this 1510-nucleotide messenger RNA. RefSeq lists its product as uncharacterized. The transcript is spliced from 3 exons. Gene Ontology annotation, biological process: mitochondrial respirasome assembly. The record is from RefSeq and is a predicted model, not a curated record. Bases 380 to 796 code for a protein of 138 amino acids. Lineage: Eukaryota; Viridiplantae; Streptophyta; Magnoliopsida; Vitales; Vitaceae.